GCAUCACUCCGCGCUUUCAACGACCGGCUGGUCUGGACAUGCCGCAACUGCCCGACCCACGUGUCUCCCACACCAUUGAAAUCGAGUUCAGUGAAUGCGGCGGAGAUAACCCCGAGGCCUAUCGGGUUGUGCAUGAGCAACGUGGAUCCCGCCGGUUCUUGCGCCUUCCCGAUCUGGGUGCGUGCAAGGGGGUCGCCGCGGCGUUCGAGGCAGCUUCGCCCAAGAAACGCAUAUAUAUCCAGGCCCGCUUCGAUCCGGUCUGGAUGUCUUGGACACCUCUGCUCAUCUGAGACCUCCAAAAUGGAUUCCUUCGUUCACCUCACCACCGUCACCUGCCAGGACACUGCACAAUCCAAGAUUCGUAACAUCUACCAGGUCUACAUCAACGCUGCCGAUCUCAGCGGACCUACACCCAAGAGUGAUCUCAAGGCCCAAUGGCACCAGUUCUUCAAGGUCAUGACCACUUGCGUCUCCCCAGUGGAAAUCGUUGCACAGGUCACCGAGCGCACCCUCGCAGCAGCUACCCGCAUCGGCAUCGACACUAUCGACGAUCAGGUUGCCGUCGCUCGAGUCCGUCUUGAGCCUGCCUUCUUUGACCAAUACUUCAAGCACCUUCGUACCGAGCCCCUAGACGACAAGGAGAACACUCUCGGGUUGAUCAAGGCCAUGUUUUCGAUCAAGGGAUGGGGAGCCGCCACCAAACGCUCGGCUCAAGGUUUCAGAACGAUCAAGGCACUCGAGGACAAGGGUCACAUCCCCUCCAUGAUCGCCAUGAUCGAGCAUUACAUCGCGGCCGAGAAAUACAUCAAUGUAUUCGAGCUCAGCACCAAACUCGCAGCCAAGGGUAACAUCCAGGGCCAUCACUUCCUGGGCUGGACUCAUUUCCAUGGCAAGGGAACUCCCCAAAGCUACACACUCGCAGUCAAGCAUUUCAACAUUGCCGUCGGGUCCAACCACCGCUGCUCACAGAAGAUCCUCGGCGACUGCCAUUUUUACGGCCUCGGUGUUGUCCAGAGCUACCAACUGGGUGAACUCUACAGGAACGGUCUUGGAAUCGAUACCGACGUCAAGAGUGCUCUCCUGUGGUACGACCUGGCCAGCAACGGUGGAAACAUCGAUGCCUGUCGGACCCUGGGUGAGAUCUACCUCACCGGCACUAUCACCCCUGCCGACGCCACCAAGGGCUAUCCCAAGGCGUGCUACUUGAUGGGUGAAAUCUACCUAUUACUGGCCGCCUACGGAGUCGAAAGGAUUACGACCAAGGCGACACCCCUCUUCCACAUUGCAGCCCUCUCUGGACAAGACUCGGAUGCCGAGCCGGUUUAUUGGUACAAAAAGUCUGCCAACAACGACAACCCAAACGGCCGGUUCGGGCUCGCUCGGAUGAUGCUCAAGGGAGCUGGUGGCAUCAAGAAGAAUGUCCAGGGUGCGAUCGAUACCCUCGUUGCGUCGGCAGCACAAGGUCACCCUGGUGCUUCCUACGUUCUUGGCACUCUCUGGGAAACCAAGGCCAUUACCGAGCCAGGCAAGGAUAAUUACCAAGAAGCUAUACACCUCUUCACUGUCGCAGCCAACGGUGGCUAUCACGAAGCUCAAGCCCGCCUUGGCAACAUAUACUUCCAGGGAGACCGAGUCUCCGUGGACUUUACCAAGGCAUUCAAGCUUCUCUUGGCCGCAAGCGAUUCGGACGAAGACAAUGUCAUCAAACAGACCCACAAUCUCGGCGAGUGUUAUCUGCAUGGCUUCGGGGUCCGUCGCGAUGUCCCCAUGGCCAUCGUUGCUUUUGAGCGCGCAGCCAACGCUGGAAACACCGAGUCCCAGUAUCAGCUCGGCGUCAUCCAUACCCGUCCUGGGUCGUAUGGAUGGUAUACCGACUACAAUAUCGCAGCCAAAUGGCUCACUAUGGCGAGCACCAAGAACCACGCCGAAGCCCAGUUUGAACUCGCCGAACUCCAUUUCUACGGCCGAGGCAUGACGGAGCCCGAUACGAAAACCGCCAUUGUACUCUAUCAAAAGGCCGUCGAUAACAACUGCGAGAAGGCUCAGUUUAUUCUUGGCUUUCGUUAUUCUUUUGGCGCUAAUGACAUUCCAAAAGACCCAUCUACGGGCUUGGAGUACCUCAAGCAGGCACACGCCAGAGGUCAUUCAAAUGCCACUGCCGCCAUUGGAAUGCAUCAUUAUUAUGGUACUGCUGGCUGCACAAAGGACUGUGAGAGAGCACUUACCCUCUUCAACGACAGCGCUGCCCGGGGCUCCGCUCUCGGUCACUUUUGGGUCGGUAUGUUCUUUUACGGUGGUAUUGUUGUGGAUCAAAACUUUGAUAUCGCGUACAGCCACUUUACCAAAGCUGCUUGCAUGAGAUUUGCACCAGCGUUCAGAGCUAUUGCACGUUAUCAUGAACUUGGGUUGGGUGGAUUCCCAGUAUGCUUGUUGAGUGCUCGAGACCGUUACCGCACGGCCGCCCGUCUAGGUGACACCGGUGGUGCUGAAAAAUUCAAGGCCUUGUCUGCUCAGCUUCGUGUUUGCGAUUCCUUCGACCCUAUCGAUGAGAUUGACCCAUUCACUGAAUAAAGGUUUGAGUCCUUACACCGACAGGACCUGUACAUGAUAAGUAAUCGUGGCACCGGAAGGCGAGUUGACCAGUGUCUGGAAUCCCAGAGUGGGCUGGCCGUUCGCAGGCCAUGUAAUCUCUAGCGACUCACCAUUCGAUCCCUUUGCACUGCUGAGUCGUUGCACGGUGCCAGAGAUACCAGAGCGAGCACUCAUGAUGAAGGUGGCAGCCGCUCCGCUGGACACAUUGUCACGGACAAGGAUCAUGUAGCUGCCGUGAGUGGUGGU
Messenger RNA from Polychytrium aggregatum, 2838 nucleotides. RefSeq lists its product as uncharacterized. The coding region runs from base 133 to 2571 and encodes 812 amino acids. NCBI's taxonomy places the organism in Eukaryota, Fungi, Chytridiomycota, Chytridiomycetes, Polychytriales. Gene Ontology annotation, molecular function: protein binding. The transcript is spliced from 4 exons. The record is from RefSeq and is a predicted model, not a curated record.